AUGGAGUUCUUCGAAAAGGCAGAAGUGGUACGUCUAAGGAGUCACCAUGACAAAUAUUUGUUAGCAGACGAUGACAAAGUGGGUGUCUACCAAGAUCGAAAUGGGACAUACAAAAAUGCGAAAUGGACGGUGGAGAUCGUGGCGGGUGCCGACUUGAUAAGACUGAAGAGUUGCUAUGACAAAUACUUAACAGCCUCCAACAUGCCGUUUUUGUUGGGUGCCACAGGGAAGAAAGUGUUGCAGACCCUUCCCGCAAGGUUAAACUCCUCUUUGGGGUGGGAACCCAUCAGAGAAGGUGUGCAAGUGAGGCUUAGAACACGUUAUGGACAGUUUCUACGUGCCAAUGGAGGCUUACCACCCUGGAGAAACUCCAUCACCCACGACGUCCCUCAGCGGACAUCAACGUCAAAUUGGGUUCUCUGGGAUGUCGAUCUCGUACAGCUUCGAUUAACCCCUCCAGCACCAAUCAUCACACCCAAUCCUCUAGAUGCUGCCAUGUUUGAAUCUCCUUCUCAUUCUCCUCCUUAUGCAGAUGAUGCCUCCUUAAGUUUCCAUCUCAGGUCUCCUGAUCUAUCAACUCAGAAUGAGAAUUUGGUGGAGAGUGUGUCACCAGUCAAAGAUGGAAGGAUUAUAUUUUAUAACGUGGGUGAUGAACACGGGGAUAUUUCUAAAGAAACUGACGAAAAAUUCUUUAAAUUCCAAGGAAGUAGUGUCUAUGAUUUGAAGGAGAAGUUAAAGGAAAAGACUGGGUAUGAUGACAUUGUUGUGUGUUGCCGCAAUCCUCUUGAUGCCAAACUUUAUCCCCUUCGUUUACAAUUACCUCCUAAUAACACUGACAUGCACGUUGUUGUCACUAUUCCUUCCCAUAUAUGA
Molecule: messenger RNA, 873 nt
Organism: Sphenostylis stenocarpa
Lineage: Eukaryota; Viridiplantae; Streptophyta; Magnoliopsida; Fabales; Fabaceae
Source: the annotation of a GenBank genome assembly